Messenger RNA from Biomphalaria glabrata, 2433 nucleotides. RefSeq lists its product as uncharacterized. Lineage: Eukaryota; Metazoa; Mollusca; Gastropoda; Planorbidae. The record is from RefSeq and is a predicted model, not a curated record. The transcript is spliced from 6 exons. The coding region runs from base 490 to 1284 and encodes 264 amino acids.
GAGUACACAGUCGGCAGCUAAAAUCGCACAGUGGCACAGCACAGCGCCCAGCAUUGAGCUAUCAAUGCAGUAAAUGAGGACUGGGAAAUACUUCAUUAUAAUGUGUGGACAAUAUAAUACAAAAAAAAAUAUUGUGUUUAAGAAGAAAAAAUAAUUUUGUAAAUGUAUAAGAUUUAAUAGCGCAAGUUAUAAAUGUGUUAUUUUAAGAAAGUUUCUUCUUAUCUAUGGUGUUUACCUCACAGCUAAAUUUCCAGGAAAAAGAAGCAGAAAAUUUGUGUAGUGAUCUAUGAAUCUUGACAUUUGAACUUCUGUGUGAAGAAGUCCACCCCUAAUCUGUUAAUGUGAGGGUGAGAUUAGGAUAACAAGGACACACCAUUUCUCAGAAAAAUAAUUAAAAUUCUUUUAGCAUUUCCCUAAGUCUACGACAGUCUACGAAGUAACUCCAGCAGUCAACCGUCUUUUAUUUUUUCAGCGCUGAGUUUAUGCAAUAUGUUUUGCUGCCUGCCACGUCGGGGAUGGACCACAGUGACCUCCAGGGAAGAGGAUGAGAAGCUCGGUCUCCAGCUUGUAGACUUGGAAAAGAUCGUGAAAGAAAAGGCUGUCCUGGCGCUGGACAGCAAGCGCAAGAAAGUGUCAGACCUUAAAAACCCAGUUAUUCAUUGGCACGAGGUCAGAUUUAACUACGGUGACGUCAGAUAUGUGAACCAAGGAGAGCCUCCCAAGCCUACAUCCAGGCUUUUGUUUGCCACGACCUACGUGAAUGACACGCCCACCGUGAAGACAUAUGACCUCAAGACGGAAAGGUCCACCACCUCCAGCUGCGAGAUGAACUUAACCAAGACUUACACGUUUGGGACUGAAGUCAAGCUAGGCCUCUCACCUGUGAUCAAGCCGAUUGACCUGGACAUAGGAUUUAAAUCUGAGUUAAGCAACCAGACAGGUCUCUCCCGCAAGGCUGAGCAAACAUUGACCUGGGGAGUUGAUAGUGAGAUAUCUGUCCCUUCCGGAACACAGACCACGGCAGAGCUUCUCAUUUAUGAAGACAAUUAUGAUGGUGAAUUUGAAAUGUUGACAACAUUUGAAGGGACAGUAAUAGUGACUUACAAAAACAAGAGAACCAAAGAAUUUGUUGGCAAUGUUUUGUUGAAUAUACAGACACUAUUAAUUGAUGAUCAAAGGUUCUCAAAAGAUGAUAAGGGAAGGCCAACGUUUCUAGUCAAGGGAAUCUGCAAGUCGAGGAUGGGUAUCAACCAAUUUAUCAAAAUCACAGAGACUAAACUCUAAAAGAGUGGACUGCUGACCAAUUUCAUUGGUCAUAUUUAUAUACACUGUGAUCUACGAAGCAGUUUGAUGUUACAAAGAGAACAAACAGGACUUUUGUACUAAAGUAGGCCUAUUGGCUUUCUUUAUUAAAAAAACUGUAUGUGUGUGGGGGGGAGUUAAUUUAUAAGUUUGUGUAUUUUUUAGUUUUGUAUCUUUAUGUUAUAUAGAAAAUGGAUUUGAAGUGAGAAAUUGGAAAUAUGUGCAGUUUUAGUUCUGUUAUGUAAAUAUUAUAUUAUAUCAAUAAUGAUGUUUUCAGCUUUUACUUACAUGUAUAUACAUGUAUUUCAUUUCAUCAUAUUUCAUAAAUUAGUACAAUGCAGAAUGUAAUAAGGUAUGAUUUUUUUUCUGUUCUUGCAUAAUGAAACAAGUUUAGUAGAAGAUGUGUCUGCCACUUCAAGAGUGAUUUCAAUGAUCUUUCUUUUUCCAUAUCACUGUCUUAAGCAGACAUUUAUCUUUGGAUAAAAUGCAUUUAUAUAUAAAUCAAUUGUUGAUACUGCCAUAUUUGUCUAGCGGUUCUCCUAGAAGACUUCAUGAAACUUUAAAAAAAAAAUCGCUUCCUUUUUUGUUUCAAAGAAAGAAGUAGUAGAACUAGCAUUAUGAGAGCUUAACAUUAGCUCUUGAGUUAGAUUACAAAUGUCUUCAAAUAUUUCUAAAAUGUAAAUGUACUUAGCAUUUACAGGAAAAACCUUUGUUCUUACAAGUUUCCUUUGAAUGUCACAUAUUUACAAAUAUCAGAUUGAUUUUAUGCAUACAUAACCAUUUUUUUUUCUAACAUUUAUAGCCAAUGUUUCUAUACAAUAAAAUAACUACUUAGCAUUUAGCAAUCAACAAGAAGCCAUGAAAAUAUCAAGUUUUUAGAAGUUCUAGAUUUUUUUAUUAGAUAAAGCUUGCCUCAAAAUAAUGACUAAAUUCUUAAAAUAGUUCAUAAAAAUGUGAAGCAAAAAAAUAAAAUUACCAAGAAAUAAAAUUAUAAAACAAUGUAAAUUUGUAAAGUUACCAAAAAGUCGGGCAGGACUCAAAGCCAUACAAUCAUGUUGACAAAACAUGACCAGCAAGAUAUUGCAUAAAUUUGUUUAUGAAUUUAAAAAAAUAAACUCAACAUAAUACGUG